Mus musculus (house mouse) is the source of this 3057-nucleotide messenger RNA. RefSeq names its product deoxycytidine kinase (gene Dck). Gene Ontology annotation, biological process: CMP biosynthetic process; pyrimidine nucleotide metabolic process; purine nucleotide salvage. The transcript has 7 exons. The coding region runs from base 244 to 1026 and encodes 260 amino acids. The record is from RefSeq and is marked validated. Lineage: Eukaryota; Metazoa; Chordata; Mammalia; Rodentia; Muridae. Gene Ontology annotation, cellular component: nucleoplasm; nucleus. Gene Ontology annotation, molecular function: deoxynucleoside kinase activity; cytidine kinase activity; deoxyadenosine kinase activity.
GCUCCUGGGACGCCCGGCCCGCCCGGAGGAACCACAGACAUGCAGAUCCCGCGAGGGCGAGGCGUAUAGGGUGGGAGUCGGGGCCGUCAGGGCGGGUUCUCCACGGUCUGCCCAAUCGCCUGCGCCUCCGCGCGCCAAAGUCAAAGUGCGGGUCCCGCCGGCGCGAGAUUGACGCUGCAACCCGGAGCCGCCCGUGCCGCCGUGUCCCUGCAGGUUCCGCACCCGAGCCGUCUGGAGCUAGGCAUGGCCACCCCACCUAAGAGGUUCUGCCCUUCUCCCUCGACCAGCUCCGAGGGGACCCGCAUCAAGAAGAUCUCCAUCGAGGGGAACAUCGCUGCUGGGAAGUCAACGUUUGUGAAUAUCCUAAAGCAAGCCUCUGAGGAUUGGGAAGUGGUUCCCGAGCCUGUGGCCAGGUGGUGCAACGUGCAGAGCACUCAAGAGGAAUUUGAGGAAUUGACAACGUCUCAGAAGAGCGGUGGAAAUGUUCUUCAAAUGAUGUAUGAGAAACCUGAACGGUGGUCUUUCACCUUCCAGUCAUAUGCCUGUCUCAGCCGGAUCCGAGCCCAGCUAGCCUCUCUCAAUGGCAAGCUCAAAGAUGCAGAGAAACCUGUAUUAUUUUUUGAAAGAUCUGUGUAUAGUGACAGGUACAUUUUCGCUUCUAAUUUGUACGAAUCUGACUGCAUGAAUGAAACAGAGUGGACCAUAUAUCAAGACUGGCACGACUGGAUGAACAGCCAGUUUGGCCAAAGCCUUGAAUUGGAUGGAAUAAUCUAUCUUCGAGCUACUCCCGAGAAAUGCUUAAACAGAAUAUACCUACGGGGAAGAAAUGAAGAACAAGGCAUUCCUCUUGAAUAUUUAGAGAAACUUCACUAUAAACAUGAAAGCUGGCUCCUUCAUCGGACUCUGAAAACCAGCUUUGAUUAUCUGCAAGAGGUGCCCGUCCUCACACUGGAUGUUAAUGAAGACUUUAAAGACAAACACGAAAGCCUGGUUGAAAAGGUCAAAGAAUUUCUGAGUACUUUGUGAUUGUACAGGAGCCAGCGGCAAUAGAACGUUUCCGGAUACUUCCUGCAGUUUUGUGUACUGCCAUUGCUUGAUAUUCAUACAAAAGUCUUUACAAGUGUCAAGUUUUUAAACCAGUUUUGUUUUAAGGAAAGCCCUUUUCUUUAUGUAUACAUAUAUAUAUAGUUUAUUUAAUAUUUGCAAUCAUAUGUAAAACUUGUGUCCCUCCCGGUCUUCCUUCCACAGUUUUAAAUAAACCAGGUGUGAAUCUCUUACAGCAGGGAGUCUGGAGGUAGAUUUUUCUUAGCAUCAGGGCAGUGAGUGGAUAAACUGUUCUAACAGGCCAGCCUUCUCUGCCUUCUCACUUGUCAUCCUGAGUGGGUUAACAUGUUUUCAUUGUGUCUUUGCUUCAGAGGUUGACCAAUUUCGUCCCGGGACACUUGACCAUUCCGUGUAGAGGAUGUGUGUCUUCUGUGAGUUGGUAUACUUAGGACAGGCUGAGAAGUGGGGAGUCCCUGGGAGAGGGAUGCUGAAGUGUUUGCUUGGUUUCCUUCCUGGUCCCUUUGGUAGUGUUGGAGAUUGAAGCCAGGGUCUCUCGAGCUGGGGAACCUCUACAGAACUGUCCCCAGCCCUUUUGUUCUAAUCAAGUGCCUCUCCUGCUCUACUUAGUGUUGAUAAGACCAUGUUAGCGUCACCACAGUAAUGUUUACUACUGUGUCCGUGCUGUGUUUGUAGAGGAGGAGGCUAAACUCUUCCCAGUUUGGUAAUGGUAUAAUUACUUCAUAAAUCUUUUCAUCUUUAAUCUGUCUGGGAUAAGAACUCUGUAUUUAUGUGAAAUUUUGGACCAGAAGAAAUCUUUAAGAGGUAGCUAAGAAGUUUAUUACAUGAGUAUAAAGCUUCAUUAAGAUAGCUACUGCUUUUCUCGGACUACUGCAGUUAAAAUGCUUGUUUAUGUUUCUUUUUUUAAGACAGGGUCUCUCUACAUACCCCUAGCUGUCCUGGAACUCACCAUGUAGGCCAUUCUGGCCUGGCCUUGAACUCACAGAGAUCCACCCACCUCUGCCUCCCUCCCCACUCCCACUGCUCAGAUAAGGUGUGCAGCAUCACGCCUGACUCGGAGGUUUUUGAAAUCACUUGAAGUGCAAGUACAGAUUUUUCCAUUUUUCUUUUAGUUUCCUAACUAAAUUUCUUUUAGUUUUCAUGUAAAAUGAGGAUAGAACAUGCCAAGGUUUUCCAUUUUUCCCCAUGGGCCCUGAGUUGAUAAUGAGUGGUCUCUCUUUAGCUUUGUAUGAGGUGAGACACUGAGAAGCCUAGGCGGGCUGUUCAGCCCCGCCCAGCCCCGCCUCCAUCACCUGGCAGACACUCUCCCUUUUCUGUCUGAAGUUAGAAGGCAGUCUGCUGACUUGGGAUUUAAGUCACAUUUCUGCUGAGAGUGCUGUGGUCACACUGUGCUUCAUAGUUUGCUUGCUUUGUAGAAUGUUUCUUAACGUUUUUGUAGUUAAAUACAAAUUCCUGAUAAAACAUUUUUUCAUUGCAUAUAUUGUAUCAUGGGAAUGUUACAAUUUUGUUGAACUAGGAAAUAAAAUUAACAAAUACCAGGAGGCUCAAAGCCCCCAUUAAUAAUGCCCGUUUCUCUAGACAGCUUUCAUAUUUAGUUGUAAAGUAAGCUUAUAUAUAAUUAACAACGUUUUGUUUUUUAAUUAUUGUUUUUUGUCUGCUGUUGUUUUUAAAGUUAAAAUGUAUAUUGUUUUUACCAAGUAGUUGACCUUUCUAAUUCAUAUUAGGAAAAAUGUAUAAUUUCUUGAAACAAAGAAUUACAUUUGUUUUGAAACUAUAAUUAUUCUUUCUAAAAUAUUACCUUUUAUUUUUGGUUUCUUAUUCAAAGAUGAUAAUUGAGUGGAUUAGCACGGAUCUUUGAAAAGAUGAUUGAAUUUCAAGUCUGUAAUAACCAUAGCUUGUUUUGUGAUAUUGUUUUUUUGUUGUUGUUGUUGUUUGAUAUAAAUAAAUUUACGAACUUAAAUAUAUAUGUCAAUAAAUGAAUUUAAAUUUCUUGAA